Gloeophyllum trabeum ATCC 11539 is the source of this 762-nucleotide messenger RNA. RefSeq lists its product as uncharacterized. The record is from RefSeq and is a predicted model, not a curated record. The transcript has 3 exons. Bases 1 to 762 code for a protein of 253 amino acids. NCBI's taxonomy places the organism in Eukaryota, Fungi, Basidiomycota, Agaricomycetes, Gloeophyllales, Gloeophyllaceae.
AUGCCCUCGCGGCUCUCUAUCGCCGCGUACGCAAGCACUGGGAGGAUGAAAUAUGCCCUUCAACCCAUGCGUCUCCUGGACCGUGGAUCGUCGCGCUCUGUCUCAGGGAACCUCCAAGCAUGUUUUGGGUGGCGUCACCCAACGACCACUAUGUGUUCCGCCCUGCACGAGCGCAAUAGCGAUUCUCGCUAUAAAGGAGCCGAACUCUGUUGCCUACGAUUGAAGGGAAUCCCACCCUCACGGCAAAGCGACCUGAUGUGUCGGUCCCUGGGAAUCCUCAGAGUGGCUCAAGGACCAAUUUGCUCUCGAAGGCCUGGUGGCGAUCGGAGUGUAGUGAAGACGGCUGUCGCCCAUGCCCCGAGCAGACGAUGUGGCCGCAGUGGAGGGCGGUCGGGGCGGAGAGUGACUAAGUUCCUGGAGCAGGCAGCUCGUGGAGUCAGUUCGCUGCGAUUCGCAUCCAGUGUCGAAAGCCACGCCUGCAGGCUCGAUUCCGGGAUAUGGGAAGCCAUCUCUACCAGGAGCUCAGAAUAUAUCCGGUCGCCAUUACCGGGAAGACCUUCAGGAGGAAUUAAAGUGAAGAAGAAUGCAAGCAACGUCAACUCUGCCGGUGCUCGCUAUGAAGCACUAUGGGGACGAAUCCGCAGAGACGCCAGCGGCGGAAUUGUAUUAACCGAUGCUAGGGUUUACGGCGAUUGUCAAUGGAGCGUCGAGUUCGUAGAACUCAAAAUGGCGGAGAGAAACUGUCCCGCAUCACUAUACUAG